Messenger RNA from Solanum dulcamara, 1355 nucleotides. RefSeq names its product putative serine/threonine-protein kinase. The record is from RefSeq and is a predicted model, not a curated record. Gene Ontology annotation, molecular function: protein kinase activity; ATP binding. Gene Ontology annotation, biological process: protein phosphorylation. Bases 137 to 1273 code for a protein of 378 amino acids. The transcript has 7 exons. Lineage: Eukaryota; Viridiplantae; Streptophyta; Magnoliopsida; Solanales; Solanaceae.
UCUGUACUCAACUAUAAAGUUGUCUAUAGCCAUUUCAACUCUCUUCUCACUAAUGGCUUUCGAUUUUCAAUCACGCCAAAAAAUCAUAAAUAUUAAUUAGGUGAUAGAAAGUUAAGAAAGUUUGAGUAUUUCUCCAAUGGGUUGGAGUUGCUUUGGAGUUUUGCAAUCAUGUAAACACAAUAGAGAGACUCAAGUCCAAGAGAUCACGACCAACAAUGUGAGGCUUUUUUCCUAUAACUCAUUGAGAUCAGCAACAGGGCAUUUUCAUCCAUCUAACAAGAUAGGAGGUGGUGGUUUUGGAGUUGUUUAUAAGGGAGUUUUGAGAGAUGGAACUUAUGUUGCCAUUAAAUGUCUCUCUGCUGAAUCAAAACAAGGGACCAAGGAAUUCUUGACAGAGAUUAAUAUGAUUUCAAGUACCCAACAUCCAAAUCUUGUUCAGUUGAUUGGUUGUUGUGUUGAGAGUGGCAAUAGAAUGUUGAUAUAUGAAUACUUGGAGAAUAAUAGCCUUGCCAGUGCUUUACUAGGUUCUAACGGUAAACGUGUUGCCCUGAAUUGGCCUCAAAGAGUUGCUAUAUGUUUAGGUACAGCAUCUGGUUUAGCAUUUCUUCAUGAGGAGGCCUCACCACCGAUUGUUCAUCGAGAUAUUAAGGCUAGUAAUAUUCUUAUAGAUGAAAAUCUUCAUCCUAAAAUUGGAGAUUUUGGUCUGGCUAAGCUUUUUCCUGAAAAUGUCACUCAUCUAAGUACGCGAGUAGCAGGAACAAUAGGUUAUCUUUCUCCUGAGUAUGCCUUGUUUGGACAACUCACGAAAAAGGCAGAUGUCUACAGUUUCGGAGUUCUUGUACUUGAAAUCAUAAGUGGAAGAAGCAGUAGUAAAUCAGCAUUUGGAGUGGAUCUCUUGGUUCUGGUGGAAUGGGUAUGGAAGCUUAGAGAAGAAGGGCGACUUCUGGAAAUCGUUGAUCCAGAGCUAACAGAGUAUUCAGAAGCUGAAUUACUGCGCUUCAUCAAAGUUGCUCUCUUUUGCACACAAGCUGCACCUACCCAAAGACCUAAUAUGAAACAAGUGCUUGAGAUGUUGUCUAAAGAAGUCAACCUCAACGAGAAGUCGUUAACUGAACCAGGAGUUUAUAGACCACAUAGCUUGAAACGAUCAAGUUAUGGUAGUCUGCAGAAAUCAUCCUCCGCGGGGAAGAAUGGGGUGCCAUCUGUAAAUCCUUUUGCAACAUCAACAAAGUUUGAGAGUUUUCAGAGUGUCACCCAAAUGCUUCCUAGAUAAUGUUAACUGGUGUUCUUGUUCUUUAUACUUGUAUAUUGCUGAGCUGAUGGCAAGGAGUAAAUGUAUUCUCUCAUUAGACUUG